Molecule: messenger RNA, 462 nt
Organism: Eutrema salsugineum
Lineage: Eukaryota; Viridiplantae; Streptophyta; Magnoliopsida; Brassicales; Brassicaceae
Exons: 1
Coding region: 1-462 (153 amino acids)
Source: RefSeq, a predicted model, not a curated record
AUGCUGUUUUGGAUACGUAUCGAUGGCAUUCCUCCCCACUACCAAAAGGAGGAGACUGUCAAAGGUAUCGGUGAAAAACUUGGAGAUUUGAUUGAAUGGGAGACCACCUCCGCCAGAGUUCGUGUAUCAGUGGAAUGUGAAAUCCCACUGAAAUUUGAAAGGCGUGUAAUUUUCUACACAGGGGAUGAGGUGAUUGUUACAUUCAGAUAUAAAAAGCUUCAAAAAUUCUGCUUCAUAUGUCAGAGACUUUCUCACGACGGUCGUCAUUCCCCCGACUUGGAAGAAGAAAAGCGUGCGUUUAAGGCAAAACACGGGAACAAGGAUAGGAACCAGAGGCAACAUGCUAUCUUGAGAGGAGAAGAAGGCCCAUACAUGAAACAUGGAAAAACUGAUAUGGUCAAGGAAAACAAAAGCCCUCUGUCCGUCGUGAAAUCUUUGCUGAAAAGGAGGACAACCACGUAG